Messenger RNA from Cottoperca gobio, 3548 nucleotides. Its product is annotated as thymocyte selection-associated high mobility group box protein TOX-like. Gene Ontology annotation, cellular component: nucleus. The record is from RefSeq and is a predicted model, not a curated record. Gene Ontology annotation, molecular function: chromatin DNA binding. Gene Ontology annotation, biological process: regulation of transcription by RNA polymerase II. The coding region runs from base 505 to 1914 and encodes 469 amino acids. Lineage: Eukaryota; Metazoa; Chordata; Actinopteri; Perciformes; Bovichtidae. The transcript is spliced from 9 exons.
GCAGAGGUCGCAUGGCAGAGGGAAGUCCGACCACUUCUGUACUGGAACCAAUGCAAGAAUAUGCACCUCCAUAACAAAGCCUGUAUGGAGUCCUGAGAGCAGUAGUGGGAAACAGAGGCUGCACAUUUAUGGACUGCUGUUCAGCCGUAGUUAAAUAUCUUAAAAAAGAGGGGAAUCUAAGUUGGGGGGCUUUGCUUUUAUUUGUUGUGGAACAACGGGAUAGUUUUGCCAACACGUGUAUCCAUGAUAUUUGUGCUCUCCGUUUUGAGUGAGUGAGUGAGUGAGUGCUUCGCAUCCUGGUGCGGGGCUCUGAGGAGGACUGCGCAUCUUCACCAGAGUUGGUGCCGAAGUUCGGCCGUGAACGGAUGUGAGGGAAGAGUGUACCGAGUAAAACUCCCCCACUUCUUUUUGUCUCUCCUGCUUCGGCGUUGUGUGUUUGCUGAGACAAUAGUGAGUCAAAGACGCUGAAAGUGAUUUCAUGCCUUCAGUCUCGCACAACCUGAGAUGGACGUGAGAUUUUAUCCUGCGCCCCCGGCUAAUGUGGGUUCAUGCUCCCUACCGACUGAUCCAAGUUGUCUGAGCUCGUUGGACUAUUACCACUCGAACAAGGCCCGGUACAGUGUGGGUGAACGAGGGGUUAGGCUCCACACUGCCCUCCCUCCAGGCAUCAAUCCAGCUAGGAAAAGACUGCCCACUGCUGUGUUUGAUGGUGACAACAUGUACCUGAAUGACAAUAACCAAGAGUUUCGGUCGCCAAACCAGAGCUACUCCAGUCAGGGCAGAGGCAGCAGUGGUGGAGGAGGUGCAGGGGAUGAAGACUACGAGAUCCCCCCCAUCACACCCCCCAACCACGCCGACCCUUCUCUGCUGCACCUCAUGGAGCACGAGUCAGGUUACCCCUUCCACUCCCUGCCUCACAAUGGCCUGCUCAACACCUACUCCUACCCUGAGCUGCCCGCCCUCAUGAUGUCCAACAUGCUGGGUCAGGACACCCACCUCCUCUCAGGGCCUAUGCACUCGAUAAGCAGUGAGAAGCGGGCCUCAGCAGAAAUGAUGAAGCCCAAACCCAAACCUCAAAAGAAGAAGAAGAAGAAGGACCCCAACGAGCCACAGAAACCUGUGUCAGCCUAUGCUCUCUUCUUCAGAGACACCCAGGCGGCCAUCAAGGGCCAAAACCCCAACGCCACUUUCGGGGACGUCUCCAAGAUUGUGGCCUCCAUGUGGGACAGCCUAGGAGAGGAGCAGAAGCAGGCAUACAAGAGGAAAACCGAGGCGGCGAAGAAAGAGUACCUGAAAGCCUUGGCCGCGUACCGAGCCAGUCUGGUUUCCAAGACAUACAAUGAUUCUGAACCAAAAAGUGCCCAGCAGACCAGCCAGCCCUCCCACAUGCUGCCCCCGAAGCAGCCCCUGUACAGCGUGCCCCCCCAGCCCACCUCACCGUACCUGGGCCCGCCAGGCUCCUUCCCUCUGUCAGACCUGCAGAGCUACGCUGGGCCGCCCCGCCACACCCUGGCCCAGACCCUCAGCCAAUCCCAGAUGCUGCCGCCCAGCAUGAGUGCCUCUCCCCCAGCUCCCUUCCAGAUCAGCCCACCUCUGCACCCCCACGCCCAACUCUCCCUGCAUCAGAGCUCCCUGCUCAACCAGCCAAUCCGCAUGCAGCAGUCGCAGCCAAUCAUCUCACACCAAAUGGGGCUCCAGGCGCCUCUGCAUUCUCCUCCUCUCAGCCAACAGGGAUUCUCCCAUAUUCAGGCUGAUUACCAGAACAGUGUCGGGGGCUCACAGUCUCCAGGGGCCCCUAACCCAGUGCACGGCCAGAACCCUGACUGGGACAGCGAGUACUGCAACAGGGACUGUGGACCCAACCACUGCGGCAGUGGCAUGGGAGCUCGGGACAAGCCUCUCUACCUCACUUGAAGUUAAAAGACCUCCAAAUGUCAGACUCCAGGGAGCUUUCCACCAUUACAACGUCAUCGAUGUAUCUGCUUCUACACCAUUUCGUUUUUCUUUUUUUCUUUUUGUGACGGAUUUCGAAAAUCCCAAAGACUGCUACAGUAACUUCACCUAUUUGCCAAGCACUUAGAUCGGCCAGAAGCCUGAGGCACUUCUCUUGCUUUUUUUUUUUUCAGUGAACUUUCCAUUUUUUUGCGGGGGCAGUGAGCUUUAAGCUCAUGCCAACAUACUGGAAAUGAAGACCAAAAAAAAAAAGUCUUCUCAUUCUGUUUUGAAUUUUUUAAAGAUGCUCUCUCUCCUCUUCACUCCAUUACUCUGUGUUAGCCAUGGACUGCCCUCAUUGGGGAGAUUAAAUGCUCUAAGCAUACUCAAAGCGUAGGGGUCAUGGGUAGAAAGCUAAUGCAGGAAACUAGAAUAUAGUCGCCUCAGCAGGGGUGGAUGUACUUCAGGACAGACUGAAACACCCCAACUGAGUAAAAGCAAAGUGAAAUUAUAAUGAAGAUAGUCACAUACACUUAAGACAUUUGUAAAUCAUCCUCGCCCCUAUUAAAGGACUCUUCCUUUCUUUCUCACGGAGUGAUUGUAAAUAUCACCAAAAUGGAUCCCUCUUAUGUGUGUAUUUAGCUGCAGUCCCUUGCUUUCUUUCUUCUUCUUUUUUUAAACAUUCUUUUCGUUUGGUUAUGUGAUUUUCGUGCAGGUGGAUUCAGUGAGGGAAUACACACUAAAAGUUGUGUUGAAAUUGUGUUCACUGGUCUUGUUUCUCUCCAAACGGGAGAGAAAUGCAAAGACUGUAAAACGCUCAAUUUCCUCCCUAACUGGCGGAGCUCUGAUAGAGAGUGUCACUCUCUUCACGUGGCCUCAGGACGUUACAGAACUGUAGAGGUCAAAGGUUGAUACUUCUCCUUUUAGCUCCUCCUACUCUCGGUCAUUAAGGACCGCCCCCCCCAUCUGUAACCCCGCCCACCUACCCCUAGUCCUGACACCACUUGUACAGGUGAAUACAAAAAAAAGUUGCUAAAUGUGAAAUGUUACUAAAGAAAAAAAAACAUAACAGUGGGUUUUAAAGUUUUUGACUAGUUUUAUUAGAUGUUUUAGAAUUGUGUUGAACUCAUCUUUAUAAUUUUUUGUGAAGAAAAAAAAAUUCUGAAGAUAUUUUGUUUUUUCACUGUAGCAGGAUUUGCGUUUCGGAGGAACAGUCAUGGGACUAGAUAUUUUAAGUUUGUGUAUAAACCUGCCAAAUGUACUUCUUUAAUUUGUAAAAAGCCAGUGAUGAGAGAACCCAUUUUGUUUUGUUGAAUAUCAUAUGUUUUACAAUAUGGUCAUUCUAUUUAAUUUGGUUGCAGGUUUCACAUCUAUUUAUGAAUGAUAUGAAGUAACAUUUUGGCUUAUUUUCAUCAGGGUGCAUUAUUAUUAUUAUUAUUAUUAUUAUUAUUAUUAUUAUUAUUGAUCAAACAACAUCAUUAUUAAAAUAAUAAAUAUUUUUUCAGAAAUUGUUGUUGGUGCAAGACCAGUGUACCAGCAUUAGAUUCAUUUUGUGUCACAAAUACUUCUUUUGUUUUCUUUUGUCUGUAAUAAAAUGUUUAAAGUGGAGAAAUUGA